CGGGACCCGUGUUGGUGGUGAGCCGCCGCGGAGCUGUUGUGGGAGUGUCGCACGCACGCGAGGAUAGUUUGCCCUGGAUUUUUCAAUCAUUUGCGAGAUAAGGCUCCCGGACCUCCUCCUCCUCGUCGUCGUCAACGCUGCCUUCCCUUCCUCAUCCUCCCGGUUUUUUCUUCCUCUCUUACCUCCGUGAUUUUGCCGCAGUCCGCACGCGGGGUAGAAGCUCGCGCUCACCGCGAGAGGACUGAACGCAGCGCGCGAGGCCCCCCGGCCCCUCCCCCACUCUCAAACCCACUUCAGAUCAUCUCCUCACCUCCCUUCUCAUUUUUUCCCUUCAUUUUCUUAAUAUUUUUCCUCAGAGGGGGAGGACUUGGGGGACUAUUUCAUUUUUACCAGCCUUCUUCCCAGCGGCCACCCGAGCCAAGUGAUAUUUUUGUGUUUUUUUCUCGUUUCUGAAGCCCCGACGAGGCCGGGCUGUGUACAGUAAAGCAGUGGGGAUGACUUUAGAGUCGAUGAUGGCCUGCUGCCUGAGCGAAGAGGCCAAGGAGUCGAAACGAAUCAACGCCGAAAUCGAUAAGCAACUGCGUCGGGACAAACGCGACGCGAGACGGGAGUUGAAGCUGCUCCUGCUCGGUACGGGUGAGAGCGGCAAGAGUACGUUCAUCAAACAGAUGCGUAUCAUCCAUGGCACCGGAUACACAGACGAGGACAAACGCGGAUUCACCAAACUGGUGUACCAGAACAUCUUCACCUCCAUGCAGUCCAUGAUCCGCGCCACUGAAAACCUGAAAAUCGGCUUCAAGUAUGAGCAGAACAAGGCAAACGCCAUGCUGGUGAAGGAGGUGGACAUUGAGAAGGUGUCGUCAUUCGACCAGCCCUACAUUAGUGCCAUUAAGAUGCUGUGGACAGAUCCAGGCAUUCAAGAGGCCUACGACAGACGCCGAGAGUACCAGCUAUCAGACUCCACGAAAUACUAUCUAUCUGAUCUGGAUCGUAUCGCCGUGCCCUCCUACCUUCCCACCCAGCAGGAUGUUCUGAGGGUUCGAAUCCCGACUACUGGGAUUAUUGAAUACCCGUUCGACCUUCAGAGCAUCAUUUUCAGGAUGGUUGAUGUGGGGGGUCAGAGGUCAGAGCGCAGGAAGUGGAUCCACUGUUUUGAGAAUGUGACGUCCAUCAUGUUCCUGGUGGCACUGAGCGAGUACGAUCAGGUUCUGGUCGAAUCGGACAACGAGAAUCGUAUGGAGGAGAGCAAGGCUCUAUUCAGGACGAUAAUCACAUAUCCAUGGUUCCAAAACUCUUCUGUCAUCCUCUUCCUAAACAAGAAGGACCUGCUGGAGGAGAAGAUCUCCUACUCCCACCUGGUCGACUAUUUCCCAGAGUUCGAUGGGCCCCAAAGGGAUGCCCAGGCUGCACGGGAGUUCAUCCUGAAGAUGUUUGUGGAUCUGAACCCCGACAGCGACAAGAUCAUCUACUCGCAUUUCACCUGCGCCACCGACACGGAGAACAUCCGCUUUGUGUUCGCGGCGGUGAAAGACACAAUCCUGCAGCUAAACCUGAAGGAAUACAACCUGGUGUGAGACGUGUGACGAGUCCGACACAUGAAUCAGCAUAAAACAGGCACCCACAGAGCGUGCGCACACCUACGUCCACACACCACACACACACACACACACACACACACACACACACACACAUGCAUCAUGUACACUUUCAGAAACACACGGUUCUUUUGAUUUCUCUUUACUAGCUUCCAGAGUUUUUCUCUUUCUGUCCAGCAGAAUCAUAACGGACAUGUCCUGCUCAUCGUUUGUUUUUUAUUUGUUUGCGAAAGUCUGUCCGCUCAUCCCUGGCAGCUCUCGUCAAAGGCCUCUUUCCCUUUUAUCAAAUUUGACCACAAAAAAAAAAAGAAAGAAAAAAAAGUGGCUCGGAUUUGACAAAGGGCAUUAGACUCCUACUAGCCACUUCAGCGUUCACAUAUUUCAUGGAAAUGUUGGAUUGGCGGAGCUACGAUGAGAAUGACCUGUGAUACGCUGGCCUGAAAAACUGGAAGUGACGUUCCUUCUCCUGUCCUGUACUAUCACUCGCUUCAAUCACGUCAUCUGCUCUGAGCGGUUCUCUGGAAUUCCGCCUGGAUGAAUGGAAAAAUUUGGUUUUCACAGCCCUGCAAAAAGACAAAAAAUAAAACAACAAAAAAAAAUCACAACAUAUUUACAUACUUGUACAUGGACACAUGGACUAGUGCUGUGGUGCCGGAAGUUCCGAAAUGGAUUCUGGCGGAUUCUAGAAUCCAGUGGGUUCCAGCGGGUUCCACUGAUGGUGUGGAGAACCUUUCACUCGCAGAGAUGAUUCUCUCGACGAGGCUAGUCUUCAACUCGCAUCGAUGAAUGUAAACUUCAUGUGAGAGCAUUGUAAAUGCAAAAAAAAACAAACAACAGCAACAAAAAAAAAUGGGGGAAAAAUUAUAAUGAACGAAAAUAGUGUAAGAAUGCCUAUAUAAGCAAAACGAUACAGAGCACGCGAUGAAGAGAUGAAACUAAUUAAAUCUGUGUAUAUUGCUGAGAUGAUCAUUUUAAAAACUUUUUAAUGAUAAGUAACUAUAGCUACUUCUACUGCUACCGAAUAUAAAGUAAAUUAUGACGGCAGUCGAAUUAAUGGUGGGUAAGAGACAACGUUAAGGAUUUUUAAAUGUGUGCAAAACAGGAUUAUACAUUUACGAUAGGUAUUGUUCCGCAGAUUUCCACAUUUAACGUUGACCGUUCCCUCACAGUUGUUAUGUUUUAUCCUCCUUCCUGGUUUCGUUUUAAUUUCACCAUCUAAAAAGUAGUUUCGGAGUGCGCAGUUAUCUUUUUCCGCUCACGAACAGAUACUUUAUUAAUUCACAAUCCAGGCUGCAGACUCGCGGGUAUCGUCGUCAUCUAGCAGCACGGAUGCACACAAUCCAUUAUUUGUUUACGCAGGUUUUUUUUAUUGUCAUAACGUAACUUUUUCGGUCGACAAUUUCAAGAAUUUCGCGCGAGUUCCGGUGGGAUCGCGGGAGGACGAGGUUGGGAAACAGGAAAGCAUUUAUGCGCUGAAGUUAAUUGAUUGUGUAUAUUUAUAUUUGUAAAUACGUAUACACAUUAUUGCUUAUGUACAAAACGUCUGUGGUACACUAUCUUUGGCAACAAAAAAAAAGAAGAAAAAAAUCACUUUUUCGUAAUUGUGUACAGUUCUGUUGGUUUUCUUAUGAAUUACAAUAUUAUUGAUACUGUGAUUCUUCGUUUUAAUUUUUGAUUUUUCUUUUUUGGUCACUAUGAAUACGUCAAAUGAUAUACACAUAGCUGUACCUGACGGUAACGUGUGGAGGACGAACGUGAUGAGUAAUAGUCUGAGAAAGACUGACUGUUUGAAAGCGUUUGGAAACAUCAGAGAUGGAUAGGGAAACAGCCUCCUCUAUGGUGUGAAUGUUAUAUAAGAUAAAAAAUAAAAAUAUGAUUUUUUUAAGCAAAAUAAAAAAAUUAUUAAAUAAAGAACAUUUUAUUUAUAUAAUUUAUGGACCAGAUCUGAAGUUGAUCAUUUGAAUGCUAUUGUUUCCACUUUUCCUAUUUGAAGCACUCCCAUGUUAUGAGACAGAAAUAGGAGACUCUAGUGUCUGUACUGCUGUACUUAUUUUCUUUUUUCUUUUUUUUUUCUUCCCAAAAAUGCAAUAUAUUGUACUAUAAAUAUUUUUCCCUGACCACAGUUUUCACUUUCCUACAGAAUUUUUUUUAUUUGUUAAAUUUCCAAAUGAUGUUUAGGUGAAGUGCUUAAAAACAAACAUAGGAAAUGUACCAUAUUCAAAAAUAGACAGCUUUUUAUCUGUAAUUGAAGAUCUAUUUGGUCGACGCUUGCAAGUAGUGACUUUUUCUUUACAUUCUGAUUUCAUUUUCGAGUUCUUUAUAAAUUCACAGCUUGUUUCCGUAUGUGAUCCACAGAUAGAAAAAAAAGUGUUCUACGGUUCUUUUACAGUCGAUAUUUUAUACAGUCGAAAAUCAAUUCAUACAUUUCAUUUUCAUUCAAUUUCAUUCAUUUUCAUCAAGGGCUACGGAAAACACGCCACAUGAAAACCAGAAACGAUUGGUCACAGCUCAAUGUGUGAUUCGGUAGAGGGAGAAACGCGAUCACAAAUGCACCCAUUCCACCAAAUACUCAUGCAUUUUUCAUUAUAAUUUUUUUCACUUUUGCUGCCAUGCAUCUGAGUUCAUCACUUGCCACGGCCAUCGGGCGCUCCACUAGAGAAGCAAACUCCCAAACGCUUUCUUGAUGGAUAUAAAACCUGACGUGUUAUUUGUAAACUUAAUUCAGUGUUUAAGUGGGGUUUGGAAAUGCCACACCAUUUUGUAAAUCCUGCAGUGUUUUCUUAGAUGUCCGUAGUGAGUUAGAUUUGAAGAAACUGAUAAUACAAAGCACUAAAUCGUCUAAAACACCAUAAUUUAAACGUACGUCUUACUCUAAAGUGGACCUUAGUUUACUGCGACUGGUGAGUUUAUGUCUCUGCUCACUAGGAGAACGUGUUGCUUUGUUGUAUCUGGAGCAGCUUGAUUGUUCUUAAUGCACUUUUCGUUUUUUUUUGUUUAUUCGUGCCACAAGGCAAACGCUUCGAGCAGCAGGCCGACCGUUUCAACUACUCAUAUCUAUAAAUGUGCCAGUCCCAGAAGUCUCGUAUUCGACGUUCCCUCAAGAACCUCUACCUCUGUGAUCCAUGAGACGUUUUUCGGGCAUUUUAGGAUCGGUAGUCACGUGACAAGCACACUUCUUUAGUCCGUAAGGCACAGUCAGUGAGGUUUGGAGGCCAAACUUUGUAUAUUUAUUAGAUCUUGCCAACCUGCAUGUAUUUUGUUCGCCUUGUACGCUAAACACUGCAAACCAACACCUUUCUCAAGCCAAAAAAAAAUCUUCCUUAAAUAUCCGGCGAGUGGUACAUGGAAAAUAGCAUCUGUCCCGCUGCUGGCAAGAGAAUCGUAUGCCUGUGGCUUUGUUUCAGUUCAGCAGUGGACAAGUGAAUAGACUUAUCAGUUAUGAAGGCUUUGGCUGUUCUGGGUAACUGUUAGGAUAUAAUUUAGGCUAGAAAAUACCAUAUACAAAUGCAUAAAUGCUUGGCCAAAGCAUUGCAAACAUGUCUUGUUGAUACAAUCCUCAGUACUCAAGAAGGCACUAGAGUUUCCUUCAAAUAUCUGUGCCAUUAAACCAGAUGUUAUUAUUCCUGAAAAGGAAAAUUGGCUGUGGAAGUUGCAUUUGUGGCAGCUAAAUUUACUGUAUUCACUUUCCGGCUUGAAAAUGAUUCUUACGUAUUCCUAUCUUUCUCUAGUGUGCAUAAAAUAAGUCUCCAGGAGCAUAAAAUAAGGUCCCUUGCCUCUUGAGUUCUGUGUCUGCUUUAGUUCUCAUGAUGGUUGUGAUUCAGUUCAGUGACUCUUUGCAUUUGAUUGCUUGUAAAGACUCGCUCGGUAAGAUGCAAUGAACACAUAAGCUUGUUGACAUGGAGUCACAUUUCUACAGAUGACAGAGCGAGGCUAUUAUGUUAUUUCCAUGUGAAGCAUGUUUACUGGUACGGUUAGGUGCAUCUAUGUGGUGGACGGUCCAAUGGUUGACGUUUUGACCCAAUGAAGGAGUCAUUAAAAUGUGAUUUCUGCUUUUUAUCCCCUGUUCUUUAAUUGUAAUACAUUACCUGAAAGCUGUUAUGUCCAGGACCACUUGAUCAUGUACAUUUGACUUGGUUUUCUCUCUCAUUCUUUCUCUGCUUCUUUGUACCCGUUUAUUUUGUAAUUAUACCAAAUGUAAAUGUUGUAUAAUAUUGUGCGUGCCAAUGCCCUUCUCUGAGACUGACUCAUAACAAGUGCCAAUUGUUGUCCAAAUCACUUGCAGACUGUGAAA
Molecule: messenger RNA, 5886 nt
Organism: Sinocyclocheilus anshuiensis
Lineage: Eukaryota; Metazoa; Chordata; Actinopteri; Cypriniformes; Cyprinidae
Product: guanine nucleotide-binding protein subunit alpha-11
Exons: 7
Coding region: 495-1574 (359 amino acids)
Biological process (GO): adenylate cyclase-modulating G protein-coupled receptor signaling pathway
Cellular component (GO): cytoplasm; heterotrimeric G-protein complex
Molecular function (GO): G protein-coupled receptor binding; GTPase activator activity; GTPase activity
Source: RefSeq, a predicted model, not a curated record